AUGUUCACUGUUAAACCUGAUUCUAAUGCUGUCACCAAUGAUCGGAGUGUUGCUCGCCGGCGACUGCAGAGUCAAACUGGUGGACUUUUGGCGCUGUAUCCGGGACUCGACAUCUUCUCGGUUUAUAUGCUACUGGCCUUUACGAUCAUGAACGUUGCAAGAUUCUUUACGGUGGAGGGGGCACAGACUCCUGUCUCGAUCUUAUACAUGUUAUUUUCAGGCCUUCUGUUGACAAAUUUGCAUACGGCUUGGAUCCACGCUAUCAUUUCAAAGCCUACCAACAAAACACUUUGGCAGAGAAUCCCUGGCUGGCGAGAAUGGGUUGGAAUACUACCAACCGCAUCUUUGGAUAUCAUCUUACCAAGCUUGGCCCACUAUUUGACAAAAAGUUGGAUGCUAUUUCUGCGUGGAAUCUGCUCCGCAGCUUUGAAUGCCUGGUUCGAUGAAAAGAUUUCUUCAGAGUUGGAGACAACAGGAAUCUUGAUCUUUUUUUUCGCACCAUACGUCUCAGAAAUCUUCGUUUCUACCGUGAUGCGAACGAUAUAUAUACGUGUUGCAGCAUCGAUGCUACCAGACAAUGAUGAACCCAUCGUACCAUUCGACCGCAGCUUUGGAGGCCGAGCCCGAACCAGUGAAAGAUAUUGUCUUGGCAUCUUUGAUGCUGUUCGCACUAUGCCGUUCCUCAAUUGGUAUCGCUAUGCAAAGAUUAUUUGGGAGGUGCUUUGGUAUGAGGAGAUAUGGGCUGUUGUUUUAGGUAUUGUUCUUGCUAUGGAGUUCUAUUAUUGGGCGCCUUGUUCUGUUAUGGAGCUGCUUGUUUUGGUUUUACCGGAUGACUUUUAG
Messenger RNA from Penicillium antarcticum, 840 nucleotides. RefSeq lists its product as uncharacterized. The transcript has a single exon. The coding region runs from base 1 to 840 and encodes 279 amino acids. The record is from RefSeq and is a predicted model, not a curated record. NCBI's taxonomy places the organism in Eukaryota, Fungi, Ascomycota, Eurotiomycetes, Eurotiales, Aspergillaceae.